GACGGCAGACAAAGAGUGGCAGGUGUCCUUCGAGCGCUGCUGAUUGCACAGCUGAUUGUAUCACUGUGUAUGGUCAUCUUCUGCUACAAUACUUCUAUGAAGGUCUUGCUGCUUCUAAGAAAUAUACAUAAGGGGUGCGUUCUCCUCCUGUACGGACUGAUCCUACUCCAAGCGUAUUGCAUGAAACUCCACUACACAAGUGGCCUGCGUCUGUUGUCGUGGUUUCUACGCAGCCCGCACUGGGAGCGGGUGUCGAUGCUGUCGCGCUUCUGGAUGAUCUCUGGAAGCUGCGUCGCUGUUAAUGGCUUGCUGGUUUAUGCUGCUUGCCGGUGUACACUGAAGGAUCUAAUGAAAGAGUUGUCGUCCUCACUCCGGAUAGGCAUCUCGCAAUAUCUAACUGAACCCAUGUGGAAAAGGUUGUUGGAUACAAUGCAGAUUGAACUAAGUUGUUGCGGAACAGAGAAGCCGAGCGACUGGCACGAAACACCCUGGAUUAACAUGGACUUCCUAAACGAAGAAUCUGAAAUUGUUAUGAAAUUAGCUGGUGCCGACGGCAAAGUGCUUCCUCCUGUGUCGCCUUUCUCGUGCUGCACACCGAGGGUACUUGCCGCUUGCUACCACGACCCUUUACAACAGGCAGAGUGGCGCGAAGUGUGGUCAGGUGGGUCUCCUCUGCCCUCAGCGUCGCUGCACACGCGUGGCUGCGUCGAAGCGGUGCGGCAGCCGCUCACGAAAGCCUUGCUUGGACUGCAGCUCUUCAACGUGCUCGUCUUUUUGUUCCAAAUAAUAAUAGUUAUAUUGACGCAGCUGCUGCGGCGCAGUGCGCUCGACGCUGUGCUCAGCGGCGACUGGGACGGCGAGGGCCGCGGGUACCUCUUCGGCCGGCUCAAACCCAUUGCCGAGCCGUCUUAUAGGAUACAACCGCUGAAAAUCCGUGCGUUGACAGUGCAUCGCGCCUUGCCGCCGCGCCGGCGCCGGCGCAUCAAAAGGGCGCCCGUCCCUAUGGCCUUCAACUAUGCCUACUUGUCCUAGCGAUAAUGGAUAUAACCAUAGAACUUACAACGUAUUUUGUACCAUACUGUAAUAGUUUCAGGAAAUUAUUCAUACUGUAAUAAAUUACAUAUAAUCUAACUGUAAAUAAAACGAUGUACGUAAUCAAU
Hyposmocoma kahamanoa is the source of this 1160-nucleotide messenger RNA. RefSeq names its product photoreceptor outer segment membrane glycoprotein 2. Gene Ontology annotation, cellular component: membrane. Bases 70 to 1032 code for a protein of 320 amino acids. The transcript is spliced from 9 exons. Lineage: Eukaryota; Metazoa; Arthropoda; Insecta; Lepidoptera; Cosmopterigidae. The record is from RefSeq and is a predicted model, not a curated record.